CAUGAUGCCAUAGCUGAGGGCUGCCAGCAGGGGGCGGACGAAUUCAGCCGCAGCAGAAGCGAAGGAGGGGAAGAGGCGUGGCUUAUGGGGAGGGGGCGGAGCCGGGCCGCUCUCCUCGCGGUCGCCAUGGAGACGGGCCCCGCGGCCUACUCCGCCCCGAGGAACCUUCGGUGCCGCUGCCGCCGCCGGGCCUAAAGUGAGGAAGGCUCCCCCUCAGCGCCCUCCCGUUCCCGGGCAUGAGGCGGCACGCGGGCCCUUGGAAGCUGGGGAGGGAAGAAAACAGAACUGUGGGCCUUAUGAGAACACUUUAAGAGCUGCAUGAUUGGGUUAAAGGACGCCAGAACUGUGAAACUGAGGCUAUCAUCUUGAGGUUGGGAUGAACAUCUGCAAUAAGCCACCUAACAAGACAGCACCAGAGAAGAGCGAUGAAGCAGUUCUUGAGGCCCGUCCGCAACACGCCCGGAGAAAUGGCUGGAGCUGGCCCCCGCACCCAUUCCAGUUCCUUGCCUGGCUGUUGUACAUCUUCUUUGCUCUUGUCGGCUUUGGAAUCCUUGUGCCACUAUUACCUGUUCACUGGGUCCCUGCCGGGUAUAUUUGUCCUGGAGUGUUUUUUCUCUGCCAUCUAGUUGUUCAUCUUACAGCAGUUUCCAUUGACCCAGCCGAUGACAGUGUGAGACAGAAGAAUUACAAGGGACCACUUGCUGCAUUCAGUCGGAGCCAGCAUGCUCAUGUCAUUGAAAACCGUCACUGUCACAUCUGUGAUGUUGAUGUGAGCUCCAAAUCAAAGCACUGUGGGACCUGCAACAAAUGUGUAUGUGGAUUUGACCAUCACUGCAUGUGGCUCAACAACUGUGUGGGAGAAAGGAACUACUGGCUCUUUCUGAACAGUGUGAUAUCUGCCAUCCUUGGUCUUCUCCUAAUCCUGCUUGUCGCUUUCUAUGUCUUUGUGGAAUUCUUCCUUAACCCCAUGAGGUUGCGCACUGACCAGCAUUUUGAAGGCUUGAAGAACCAAACAGAUGUAUGGUUUGUGUUCCUUCCUGCUGCUCCUGUUGAAACCCAGGCACCUGCCAUUUUGGCUUUGUCUGGAGUGGUGAUUCUCCUGGGGUUGCUGACUCUGUUCUUAUUGGGCCACUUGCUGAUCUUCCACAUUUAUCUCAUGUGGCAUCGAAUGACCACUUAUGAAUACAUUGUGCAGCAGCGUCCUCCACAAGAGAUGAAAGAUCCUGACAAGCAGCUAGAAUCCUGCCCUCCCCAAGUGAGGCCCAUUCAGGAAAUGCAGUUUUAUACAGGAAGUCUUGGCUAUACCAAUCCUGAGAUUCAGGUAGAGGACUCUUCUGGAUUAGCAUCUGGAAAAGACCUGCCAAAGUUCUGCCUCCGUAGUGAUGGCUCAGAGUCCAGACUCAUCCCAUCUCCUGAACAGUCUGAAGCUCAAGCCAGAGACCAACCACAGCUGCAGAAAAAGAAGAAGAAGAAAAAGAGAAAAAAGCUGCAUAGGACCUCUUCAGUGCCGGAAGAAAAAUCCAAGAUGAGCACAACUCCAUGGUCUUCUCCUUUUCCAGCCUUACAGCCAGAGCUCUCCAUCACAGCUGCCAUCUCUUCAACUUCAUCGUCCUCAAGCCUACACCUCUCUGUACCACCUAUCCUUCCUAAAGUCAUCACCCCUCCAGGCAUCAAUGGUCCUGUCCAGGCUGCGGGUCCACCAGCAGAUUACCAUUCUGAGUCAGCCGAGUCCAUGGAAGAGAUCCCCGUGGCUCAGACACGUCUGGGGAGCAGUGCCCCUAAUGCAGCUUCCAAGAGCAGUGUUCGGCGUCUUCCUUUCCCUGCAGUCCACUUCCGAGGGGGAGGGGAGAAGCACCAGAACACUGGGCCCAACGCAGAAAGCAAGAAUUGUCAGACAGGGCAGCAGAGGGAAGAGCUAGAACUCUCUCCUAAGAUCCCAGCUGUGUUCGUGAGCAGAAGUAGUGGGGAGCCGCCUGUCCUUAAUCCAUGGUGUGACGAAAUAUCAUCUGAACCUUCUCACAGAAAAUGCUCCAGCAAACGGCACAUAGUUCCUGAUCAGGACAGCCACAUUUGGGACUCAAGUGCCAGUUCAACAGCAGCUUAAACACUGGUGUCCUGGAAGCCAUAACAUCCAAGGAGAAACAGGAAUAUAGGGAUUAUUCAUUCUCCAAAUAUAUUUCUGUUCAAGGAGUUAA
This is a messenger RNA of Sceloporus undulatus (fence lizard), 2195 nucleotides long. It is a transcript of the gene ZDHHC1, whose product is annotated as zinc finger DHHC-type containing 1. The record is from RefSeq and is a predicted model, not a curated record. NCBI's taxonomy places the organism in Eukaryota, Metazoa, Chordata, Lepidosauria, Squamata, Phrynosomatidae. Gene Ontology annotation, biological process: peptidyl-L-cysteine S-palmitoylation; protein targeting to membrane. Gene Ontology annotation, cellular component: endoplasmic reticulum; Golgi apparatus. Gene Ontology annotation, molecular function: protein-cysteine S-palmitoyltransferase activity. The transcript is spliced from 12 exons. The coding region runs from base 377 to 2104 and encodes 575 amino acids.